AUGUUGAAGCUAUCGCCAUUGGACUUUUCGCCUUAUUUUUUCUCGGCAUAUUUUCUUUCUUUCUUUUUCACAUUCUUGAAAAUCUUGUCUUUUGUCUCUUUUUUCAUCUUCUCCUCUAUCUGUAUUCUUUCUUUCUUUCUUUCUUUCUUUCUUUCUUUCUUUCUUUCUUUCUUUAUAUCACGCCUUUCUUUUCUUUCUCAGUUCGAUUUAUCCUCUGUCUGCAUUCCUUUUUCCCUUUUUUCCUUCACUUUCUCUAUUCACCUUACGAGUUACCUCUAUUCUUUCUUUCUUUCUUUCUUUCUUUCUCCCCCCCUUUGUAUCAUGUACUUCCUUUCCUUUCCUUGUUCGCCUUAUCCUCUAUCAUCUUUCUUUAUUCUAUCUUUGAAUAUUCCCUGUCAUUUUUAUCUUGUCUUUUCUUAUUCUUCUCUGUUCGUCUUAUCAUUUAUCUGUAUUCUUUCUUUCUUUCUUUCUUUCUUUCUUUCUUUCUUUCCCUCUCUUUCUUUCUUUCUUUCUUUCUUUCUUUCUUUCUUUCUUUCUUUCUUUCUUUCUUUCUUUCUUUCUUUCUUUCCCUCUCUUGAUAUUUUGUAUUUCCUUUCUUUGUUCGCCCUAUCCUCUACCUGCUUUCCUUUUCCUAUGUUUAAAUAUUUUCUGUCGUUUUUAUCAUGUCUUUUCUCUUCCUUCUCUGUUCGUUUUAUCUUUCUUUAUUUCUUCGCCUUAUCGAAAAUAUUUCUUUCUUUGUUCGCCUUAUCUAUAAUCUUUCUUUCUUUCCUUUUCCUCCUAAUCGAAUUCUAA
Acanthosepion pharaonis is the source of this 792-nucleotide messenger RNA. NCBI's taxonomy places the organism in Eukaryota, Metazoa, Mollusca, Cephalopoda, Sepiida, Sepiidae. The record is from the annotation of a GenBank genome assembly.